This is a messenger RNA of Purpureocillium lilacinum, 915 nucleotides long. RefSeq lists its product as uncharacterized. Lineage: Eukaryota; Fungi; Ascomycota; Sordariomycetes; Hypocreales; Ophiocordycipitaceae. The record is from RefSeq and is a predicted model, not a curated record. Gene Ontology annotation, molecular function: protein binding.
AUGGGGUGCUGCUUUUCUCGCUCCUCGGGCCCGAAUUCGCCAUACCCAGGCGGUGCCCCCAAUUCCUCCGCCCGACACAUCAACCCUCCGCCCCUGACCCUGCCAGACGGCGUCCAGGCCAGCAGCCACGGCGCAGCCCAACCCGCCGCGUCUUCUCACCACCGCCGCCGCCGCCGAGACCAGGGGCCGCUCGAUCAGCACAUCAAUAAGCCCUUGCGCCAACACGAAUGGGCGUCCAAAGAUCGCAGGUGGACGCGGCGAGAUCUGGACAAGGAGCGCACCGAGUUCUUCGACACUAGAGUCACGGGCCGCCCGGAGAUAUGGCAGACGAUCCAUGCUGCCCUCCAGGUCCUCUGGGACCCUGCGACUGAAGACUCAAACGACGACGGCCUCAACGGCCUCGGCACCGCGCAAUCGAUCCUGUCCGCCGCCGAAAUCUCGUUGCCCACGGGCGACCUCGCCAACGGCGUCUAUGACUCGCUCGGGAAUUACUACCAGCUGCCCCAGUGGGUAGUCGCCGACCCUACCAACCUCGCCGACGAGAGUGACCCCGAUGGCAAGGGCGGCGAUUUGUCUACAGGCGCCGGGGAGACCAUAGCGGCUGAUUUCGACGACAUGCCUGCAGACGACGCUGAAAGAAGGCGGGAAGAAAAAGGCAAGCGUGUGCUCGAUGCGCGGGAGCAAAUAAAAGUCCGAGCGCGUCUGAGUGACUCGGGUCGUGAUAUCGAAGUCUCGGUUGGUAAAACGGACCCAGUCCGAAGUGUCAUACGGACCAUAGCGUCUGAAUCAGCGACCCCUUCUACCAAAAAGAUACGGAUAGCCUACAUGGGCAAGAUGCUCAAGGAGGGCAUAUCUCUCGAAGACCAGGGCUGGCAGACAGAUCACAUCGUCAACGCCCUCGUCUUCAACCGAUAG